CAAAGCCGGUUUCACUCAGCGUCACACACCCUGGUCGUGAAGUAAGGAGAAGGAGGCCAGUAGAGGAGCAGGACUUGACAUCAUGAAGAUUGCUUCUUUCAAUGUACGGAGGUUUGGUGUGACCAAAGUGUCUGAUCCAGAUGUGCUGUCAACGCUGGUCAAGAUUGUGUCUCGAUACGACAUCGUAUUGAUCUUGGAGGUUGUGGACGUGAGCGGCUCCUCAGUCAACUUGCUGAUGACGGAGCUGAACAGAGUCAACACGACGCACCACUACUCCCUGAAGAUCAGCAUCCGUUUGGGGAGGAACAGAUACAAGGAACAAUUCUUAUUUCUCUACAGAGAUGAUCUGGUUGAUCUGAUUGACUGCUAUCAAUAUGAGGACGACCAGGUGGACGACUUGGACGCCUUCGCCAGAGAGCCUUAUAUUCUGCACUUCAAACUGCAUGACACAGUGCUGAAGGACAUCGUUCUGAUUCCGGUCCACACCAGACCGUCAGACUCAGAGAGAGAGUUGGACGAGCUCUAUGAGGUCUUCCUUGCUGUCAAGAACAGAUGGAAAACUGAAAAUGUAAUGAUUCUGGGGGACUUCAAUGCAGAUGGAGAUUAUGUCUCAAACAAGCAGAUGAGGAAGAUCCGCAUCCGAAGUGACCAGAACUUCCACUGGCUGAUUGGUGAUGAUGUGGACACAACCGCCAACACAGAGAAUGAUCACACCUACGACAGGAUUGUUGUGUAUGGACAAGCCAUGUUUGAAGCCAUUGUGCCAAACUCAGCCAAGCCUUUCAAUUACCACACACAAUUUGGGUUGACAGAGGAAAUGGCACUAAAAGUGAGUGAUCAUUACCCCGUCGAAGUAGAACUGAAGAGUGCUUCUCCCAAAUGGGGCGUUCAGAGAAGUCACAGCAUUGGAUAUGCUCAGUCCCCAGCUGCACUGAAGAGUGGACCUGUCAUGGUGAGUCACCAAGAGAGCUUGCAGACCGAUGUGUUGAACCUGAAGAAGGAAAACCUCCUCCUGGAAAGAGAAAAGCUUCAUCUGCAGAUCUCCAUACUCAAAGAAAAACUUGCUGUUCAUAAAUAGCUUUAAUGAUGUCCUGGUGUUACACUGCAGUUUUUGUUUUACUUGAUGAGUCUCUUGUCUUCCGCCCUUCCUGUUUUGGUUUAUUCUGGUAUAUUUUUAUAUAAUUUUAGGGUCUUUAUUCAGGGUUAUAUUGAUCAACAGAAGAACGUACAUGUAAAAAAGAAAGCUCUGUGUAAAGCUGUUAUCGACACAACAGGCGUGUGUAAAGUCCUAGAAAGAAUGCUGCUGGAUAGAGUGCAUGAGUUUUAUCAACUCCACAGAUAACCAGUUUGGUUUUAAAGCUAAACAUUUCGCUGACUUAUGUAUAUAUGCCUUAAAGGAAAUUGGAGGCCCAAACUCAUCGGUUCUUAUGUGUUUUAUUGAUGCUUGCAAAGCUUCUGACCGUGUUAAUCACACAAGGUUGUUUGUUAAAUUGAGUCAAAGAGGGGUGCCUAAAUACAACCCGUGACUUGUUAGCAUGCCCACCAGGCUAUGCAAGUGAAUUGGGGUAAUAGUGUUUCAGCCCCAUUUGGGGUUAGCAAUGGUGUCAGACAAGGGGUCAUUCUGUCUCCAGUUCUAUACAAUCUAUAUAUUGAUGAUUUGC
Molecule: messenger RNA, 1661 nt
Organism: Lampris incognitus (smalleye Pacific opah)
Lineage: Eukaryota; Metazoa; Chordata; Actinopteri; Lampriformes; Lampridae
Product: deoxyribonuclease-1-like
Exons: 10
Coding region: 83-1078 (331 amino acids)
Biological process (GO): DNA catabolic process
Cellular component (GO): nucleus
Molecular function (GO): DNA nuclease activity
Source: RefSeq, a predicted model, not a curated record